AAGACGCCGCGGAGGAGCAGCGGGAGGACGAGGAAGAGGAGAAGCCAAGACCCAAACUCACUGCUCCUAAGAUCCCGGAAGGGGAGAAAGUAGACUUCGAUGACAUCCAGAAGAAGCGGCAGAACAAAGACCUCAUGGAGCUGCAGGCCCUCAUCGACAGCCACUUUGAGGCACGCAAGAAGGAGGAAGAAGAGCUGAUCGCGCUCAAGGAGAGAAUCGAGAAGCGCCGUGCGGAGAGAGCCGAACAGCAGAGGAUCCGCGCCGAGAAGGAGAGGGAGCGCCAGAACAGGCUGGCGGAGGAGAAAGCCCGCAGGGAGGAGGAGGACGCCAAGCGGAGAGCCGAGGACGACCUGAAGAAGAAGAAGGCUCUGUCCUCCAUGGGCGCCAACUACAGCAGCUAUCUGGCCAAGGCUGACCAGAAGAGAGGCAAGAAGCAGACGGCCCGGGAGAUGAAGAAGAAGGUGCUGGCUGAGAGACGCAAGCCGCUCAACAUCGACCACCUCAGCGAGGACAAGCUGAGGGACAAGGCCAAGGAGCUGUGGGACACCCUGUACCAGCUGGAGACCGACAAGUAUGACUUUGCGGAGAAGCUGAAGCGCCAGAAAUACGACAUCACCAACCUCAGGAGCCGCAUCGACCAGGCCCAGAAGCACAGCAAGAAGGCCGGGGCCACGGCCAAGGGCAAGGUCGGCGGGCGCUGGAAGUAGAGCAGCCAGAGAGGCCCCCCGAGGCAGAGACCACACGCCAGGGCGGCCCCCGUGGUGGCGUCUGGCCCCCAGGCCUGGGGGCGGGGGGCUGGCUCCCGAGCACCUCCCAAGUCCCUGUCCUCGCGGCCCUCCUCCCCUGGGGUCUGUGAAUAAAGCUGUCAGACUCCCCUCCA
Eptesicus fuscus (big brown bat) is the source of this 880-nucleotide messenger RNA. RefSeq names its product troponin T3, fast skeletal type (gene TNNT3). Gene Ontology annotation, biological process: sarcomere organization; muscle contraction; regulation of muscle contraction. The transcript is spliced from 10 exons. The record is from RefSeq and is a predicted model, not a curated record. Gene Ontology annotation, molecular function: tropomyosin binding; troponin C binding; troponin I binding. Gene Ontology annotation, cellular component: troponin complex. Bases 135 to 707 code for a protein of 190 amino acids. Lineage: Eukaryota; Metazoa; Chordata; Mammalia; Chiroptera; Vespertilionidae.